Messenger RNA from Gastrolobium bilobum, 3198 nucleotides. RefSeq lists its product as uncharacterized. Gene Ontology annotation, molecular function: nucleic acid binding; RNA-DNA hybrid ribonuclease activity. Bases 1 to 3198 code for a protein of 1065 amino acids. NCBI's taxonomy places the organism in Eukaryota, Viridiplantae, Streptophyta, Magnoliopsida, Fabales, Fabaceae. The record is from RefSeq and is a predicted model, not a curated record. The transcript is spliced from 7 exons.
AUGGUUCGAAGGUAUAAGAUUGAUGUUGCAGCUAUUCUUGAACCUCGGGUGAGUGGUUCGAGAGCAAAGCAGAUUAUUAGAAAGCUGGGGUUUACUGACUCAAUAGUGGAGGAGGCUCAAGGUUUUACAGGAGGACUUUGGCUUCUCUGGAAUAAUGAUGGAUUGGCGGAUGAUCAAGCUUUUCUUUAUACAAUUGUCUAUGCAAGUCCUCGAGAAGAAAUUCGGAAGGGACUUUGGGAGGAUUUAAUCCAGUUAGAGAAAAAUAUCUCUGAUCCUUGGUUAAUUGCAGGUGAUUUUAAUGAAAUUGUUUUCCCUAAUGAGAAACAUGGUGGAGCGCCAGUUGACAUUCAAAGAUGUAGUAAGUUUGCUUCCCUUCUGACUGAUUUAAAGAUGAUUGAUCUUGAAGGUAUAGGCUCAAAAUUUACAUGGAGAGGACCAAAAUUUCUCCAUUUAGAUAUAGUCUUUAAACAGUUGGAUCGUGCUUGCAGUAACGCUGAUUGGAGAGUAAUCUUUCAAGAAGGUCAGGUUCGAGUGCUUCCUCGUAUCAACAGUGACCAUGACCUAGUCCUUAUCACUUUGGAGCCAAGGAAGGAUGAUGGGUGGAAUAAAGAAGUUUUUGGUAAUAUCCAGCAUAAAAAGAACAGGUUGAUAGGUAGAUUUGAAGGAAUCCAGAGAGCUAUUUCUGAGCAGAAUAAAAGUCACCUGGAAAAGAUUGAAGCCAGGAUAAGGAGUGAACUUGAUCAAGUCCUAGAGCAGAAGAAGAUUAUGUGGUUUGAAAAAUCUCGUGCUAAUUGGAUAGCUCACGGUGAUAGGAAUACAAAGUAUUAUCAUACAAAAACAAUUGUCCGUCGUCGGAGGAGCAAAAUUCUGGAGUUGAAUGAUGCAAUUGGAAAUUUGGUGAGAGGAGACCACAAUAUUUCCAGGGUAAUUAAUGAUUAUUUUUCUAAUCUUUUCUCUGAAGAUAACCAUGAUCGAGUUUGGGUCCAGACGAGUUGGCCGAAGGUGAAUGAUGAUAUUGAUUCCCAGGUAGGUGCUAAAAUCUCGAAAGAUAAAGUUCGUCGAGCUUUUCUCUCUAUGAAAGCUUCGAAAGCUCCAAGGGAGGAUGGGCUAGCUUUGUGCCGAAUAGACAAUUAUAGGAUAACAUUAUUGUUGCAAAGGAGCUGGUUCAUACUAUGGGAAGAGCUAAAGGGAAGAGAGGUACAAUGGCAAUCAAACUGGACCUUGAAAAGGCUUAUGAUAAACUCAGCUGGAGUUUUAUCUAUAAAGUGCUUGUUCGAAGUCCAAAUUCCUGAUUGGAUGAUUGGUGUUAUUAUGGCAUCAAUAACGUCCAACCGAUCGAGAGUUAUGAUUAAUGGAGUGGCUUCAGAUGUUAUAGUUCCUCAUAGGGGAAUUCGACAAGGGGAUCCAAUAUCUCCUUAUAUUUUUGUGCUUUGUGCUGAGAAAUUAUCCCACUUGAUAGUUGAAAAAGUGAAUUUGGAUAUGGAGCAAGCAAAGGUGAUUAUGGAGUGUCUAAAUCUUUUAUGUGAGAUGUCAGGGCAAAGUGUCAGUGCUAAUAAAUCUUUGAUUUAUUUUUCCCCGAAUAUUGAUAAUCAAGUUGCUGAUAGGAUUGUUAAUAGAAUGGGUUUCAAGCGUACUUCGAAUUAUGGAGCAAUCAAGGAUCGGAUCAGGUCAAAACUGGAUGGUUGGAAAGGUCAAUGUUUAUCUUUUGUCGGUCGUGUUACUUUGGUGAAAUCGGUCAUUGCUAGUAUUCCUUCAUUCCAUAUGCAAAAUGGGCUACUUCCAGUAACGCUUUGUGAUGAGAUUGAGCAAUUACAAAGGUCCUUUAUUUGGGGUAAUCAAGAUAGCAGAAGUCACGCUCAUCUAGUAGCCUGGGAUCAAAUGUACAAACCAAAAGAUAGAGGUGGCUUGGGGAUAAUCAAUCUUCGUAUUCAAAAUAAGGCUUAUAUUCAUAAGUUGGCUUGGAAGAUUUUAACCAAGAAAAAUGAGUUAUGGGUGCAGAUAUUAUUAGCAAAGUAUGGUAGAGGUCAAGACCUAAGGAGGGGUAUAAAAGCUAAAUCGUAUGACUCUAAACUUUGGCGUAAUCUUGCUAAGUGUUGGAGUAAGUUCCUUGAUGGUCUUAGAUGGGAAAUAGCAGAUGGUUCUGAUGUAAAGCUCUGGACUGAUAACUGGUUGGGAUGGGAAAAAACUUUGCUGCAGCUGUCGAUUAACAAGGUACCAUGGAAAGAAAGUCAGAAGUUCAUUGCUGAUUAUAUGGUGGAUGAUGAUUGCAGUCUUGAAUUUAUUCACAGCUCUCUUGAUUCAGAUAUAGCUGAUGUUGUAACUAAUCACUUAAGGCCCAUUCCAAGGAAUGGCGAUGAUAGAUUAGUUUGGAUUAAUAAUCAUAGCUCCACUUCUUUGGUUAAGGUUGCUUACAAUAACCUGAUGAAUUUUCCAGAAGCUCUUCAUGCUAGCUUAUGGAAAAAGGAUUGGUUGAAUUCCAAUAGAGAGAACUUGUGGACUUCAAGCGAAGUUAAGGACUGGAGGGACAUCUUUUAUACUACGGUUUGGUUUUUAUGGAAAUGGAGAAAUUUGGAGAUCCAUGAUGAUCUCUUUCGACGGGAAGAGCAGUCGACAGCAACAAUUUGGUAUUUCAUUCAACAAAUUGUGCAGUCUCGAGCUACAAAUGGGCGCUUAAGUUCCGAUGAUAGCAGUUGGGUAGCUCCUCAGCAAGGUUGGGUCAAGUUGAAUUGUGAUGGAGCCUCUUAUAGUAGCAGGAAUAAAGCUAGUUGUGGGGGUAUUUUAAGAGAUCAUACUGGAUCCUUUCUGGGAGGUUUUUAUUGUGAUGUUGGUUUUUGUAAUCCCGUUGAUGCAGAACUUUGGGGAGUAUUGAAAGGUUUGGAGUUGGUUUGGGGUACUAGCUUAAAAAAUAUAGAAGUGGAAUGUGAUUCUAACCAAGCCAUUCAGAUUUUGAAGGAUGUUCAUGAUGAUCCAAGAGACUCUCAAGUAACUAGAAGAUUGAGAUUAUGGUUAAAAGCAGAUUGGACUAUUCGUUUAGUUCAUACAAAGAGAGAUAACAAUAAGCGUGCUCAUUGGUUUGCAAAGGCUGGUCAGAAUGAUAAUCUUCACUUAAAGAUUUUUACUGAUCCUCCUCCUGAGGUUAUGGGUCUUAUAGAUAAUGAUGCUAGAAAUAUGUCUAGCUUCAUAGUUUCUGAGUUGUAG